Molecule: messenger RNA, 678 nt
Organism: Lathyrus oleraceus (garden pea)
Lineage: Eukaryota; Viridiplantae; Streptophyta; Magnoliopsida; Fabales; Fabaceae
Exons: 1
Coding region: 1-678 (225 amino acids)
Molecular function (GO): nucleic acid binding; RNA-DNA hybrid ribonuclease activity
Source: RefSeq, a predicted model, not a curated record
AUGGCCUUAACUGAGUAUGACAUCCAAUAUGUCACCCAAAAAGUUGUCAAAGGAAGUGUCUUGUCAGACUAUCUUACCCAUCAACCCUUGGAAGACUAUCAGUCAAUGCACUUUGAAUUCCUCGACGAGGAUAUUAUAUUGAUAAGGGAUUGCAAUAUUCUCGGUCCCGAGGAAGGACCAAAACCUGGCUCACGAUGGACACUUAUGUUUGAUGGCGCUUCAAACGCCCAAGGCAAUGGAAUUGGGGAAGUUAUCACAUCUAUAACUGGUUUUCACCUACAAUCCACUGCGAGGUUGUGCUUUGGUUGCACCAAUAAUAUGGAAGAGUAUGAAGCUUAUAUCUCCGACAUUGAAAUAGCUAUUGAUCUAAGUAUCAAGAUCCUCGAAGUCUAUGGAGAUUCAGCCUUGGUCAUCAGCCAAGUGAAAGGAGAUUGGGAAGCUCGAGAUCAUAAAUUUAUCCCAUACAAGGAGCAUGUCCUAAAGUUAAUCCCAUACUUCGACGGAAUCACAUUCCAUCACAUCCCUCAAGAGGAGAAUCAGUUGGUCGAUGCCUUAGCUACUUUGUCAUCCAUGUUUAAGGUCAAGUGGAAAAAUGAAGCACCAUCUAUCCGCAUUGACUACUUGGACGAACCAGCCUACUACUUGGCAUCCAAAGACGAGUCUGAUGGCCAUCCCUGA